AUAGAGAAAAUAUUCAUGAGUGGAGCAAUUUGUCACAUCUUCGUCUUGUGUAUCCGCAGUUCAAUAGACAUCUCUCGCCUGCCGUCCCCCACGACCGGAGUGUCGGCUGUAGAAUCCCUCUCAUCUAACCUGAACAUGAGGCGUCACGCAGAGCGAGACCUGCGCUCGUCCAGGGAGGUGUUCUACGUGACCCGCCCACCUCUGGCCCGGUCCAGCCCGGCGUACUGCACCAGCAGCUCGGACAUCACAGAACCAGAUCCAAAGGUCCACAGCGUCAACAAAAGCGUGUCCAUGAUGGACCUUCAGGACUCUCGCAUGAACAGCAUCUCCAACCUGAAUUCGGUGGGAGACAUGCUCACCUCCUCUCAGGCCUCCAUCGCCGGUCUUGGCCACAGCUUCGGGAACCUCGGCGGCCCUCUCCGUAUGGGAGGCCACCUGCCAGCGGGUUCGGCGGGCUCCGGGCUGAGACUGAGCCAGAUGGGCCACGUAGGGGGGCCCACCGAAUCCAUCUCUCAGCAACAGCAGCAGGCGGCAGCGGCCAUGCACUUCCCCCUGUCUUUCCAGAACCCGCUAUUCCAUCUGGCUGCCCAGAACUCCCCAGCUCAGUCCCAGCAGCCUCCCCCUCCCCUCCUCCUCGCCCCCGAGCCUGAGAAUGGCCACCACGACUAUCAGCCGGCCUUUGGCAACAGCGCUUUCUCCCGCAGCGAGGACUUGUCCGCCCUGCGGUCACAGAGCAGUCUGGUGCAGCCCAGCAUUGUCCACUCACACAGCUACAGCGAUGACUUCACCCGGCAGAAUCAGAGCAACGACUACGCCUGGCACCAGCUGUCCCUGCAGGUGCAGGAGUCUCUCCAGCAGCAGCACCUGAUGGGAGUAGCAUCUCAGACAGGCACCGGUACAGGAACUCCUGCUUCUUUGGCCACACCUCCAACAACGGUCCACCCCGUCCGCCAGACGUCCAUCGCCCCGCAGCACCUCAAGUCCCAACGCUCCAUCAACACCGCCACGCCUCCGAAGGUCCGUCCGCAGAGCAGGAACCUCCUCCUCGACUCUUCUGACACAAACCUACAUGGCAGUCAGCCGAAAUCACGCCAAGCUCAGCAGCCGUCGCAACAACAGCAGCAGCAGCAGCAACAGCAGCAGCAGCAGGCCCAGCAGCAGCAGGACGGCCAGCUGUCGGUGACAGACAGUCCAGCUCCUGGCCUCCCCUACCAGACGAGCUCCACCAAAGAGAACCAGGGUCCGCCUGCAGCUGCAGAGGAGUCCACGGACACACCCACGAAAAGCACCAAGAAGCCUCAGUCACAACUGCAGCCACCGCAGCAGCAUCUGCUCAAGCCAGUUGUCAAUAAACAGGGUUCUCAGUCGACCUUGAGCACUACGGCGAUGAACGAGCGGACGGUCGCCUGGGUGUCCAACAUGCCACAUCUCUCUGCAGACAUCGAGAGCCUGCGGCCGGACCGCGAGGGUCAGCUGAAAGAGUACUCCAAGAGUAUGGAUGAGUCACGACUAGAGAGGGUAAGAGAGUACGAAGAAGAAAUUCAUUCCUUGAAGGAGCGGCUGAAGAUGUCUCACCGCAAACUUGAAGAAUACGAGCAGAGACUCCUGACGCAGGAGCAGCAGACCAACAAGAUCCUGCAGCAGUAUCAGAACCGUCUGGACGACAGCGAGCGCCGCCUCAAGCAGCAGCAGUUGGAGAAGGACUCCCAAAUUAAAGGCAUCAUCAACAGACUCAUGGCUGUGGAAGAUGAGCUGAGAGGGGGUGCCAUUCCUGAUAUUAAGCCUCGAAUCCUCACAGACCAGUCUAUCAGCCAGGUCUAUGGUGGCCACCCAGGAUCCUGACUGCCAGUUCCAAAGUGACCAGAGUUCAUGAUGGUCACUCGUGUGUGAGAAGACUGAUUCGAGUGCUCCUACAAAACCCCAUCAAGACAAAGCUCUGCAGUGGAUCCAGCAGGACUACUGGAGGCAUCAUCUCACCGCAUUCUCAAAAAGACUUUGCACAUAUUUAAACUUAGCCUGUACCAGAACUUGACAAUCAGCUUAGCGUGAGAACCAACGUGUGCAGCCAAUCUUCUGCACAGGUUGGCUGAAAUAUAAGCCAGUGCCACAACAAUGGCAAUACUGCACCUAUUGAGUUUCUUUAUUUAAUUGGAAAAAGCGAGAAGAGGCGUGUAAAACACUGGGGACGAAGAUGGAUCCAUGAUUUUCUCUGCUGCAAGCAGCGCUUUUAGGUGGCUGCAGACAAAAUGUAAAAAAUGCUUUUGACACAAGCACAAUAUCCCUUCAGGCCGACGCCUGUGACAAGCAACAAGCAUGUCGUUAAAUCAUUUGCCAUCUCUGAUCCUCAGAUGUGGGGCCCAAGCAAAGACCUAUUGUACUAUUUGGCUCUGAUGAAAUCAUCCAGCAACAUAUUCUCAUUGCAGAGAUAUUUUCACUUACGAAGGUGGUUAUCGUUAUGAUUUUUACAUCCUUUAUAGUGCAGCCAUUCCAUCUGAAAAGAUGCCAAACGAGUCCUACAAUCAGCUUAUGACUGCUUUAAGUACAAUCUGAAUCCUCUUGUUGGUUUCCUUCAGCACACGGUGUAGAGCCUUGACUUUGGAUGUAUAGAAAAAGUAUUUCUUAAAACUACAAAAUCUUUUUAAGAAUGGUAAUACUUUACAAAAAUUAUCCAAGAUUAAAAUGUGUUUUUGUUCAUUUUGUAAUAAUAUUAAUGAUGAGUAAUUAUCAUGAUAAAAUAUAUAUAGAACAUUUCAAAACUGUGAUACAAAGUGCUUCAGAGGUAACAUGAAGACCUGAAAUGGAGGAAAAAUUGUGGCAAAAUUUUUCAUUUUACUCAGCGUGGGACUAAAUGUACUGAAAUACUGAGACUAUCAUGUCACAGUGACUUGGUCCUGGAGACCAGAAUGUCUGUGUUAUGGACUGUAGUGUUUAUUUUGGGAGAUGUGAGUGUUUUCCAUUCAAAAUUGUUAUCAUUAUGGGAAGCUUAAUCUGUGCCAGAUGGGACUGAAAACCUAUGAAGUUUGCUGUAAUGGUGCCACCAUUUUUAAGGAACAUCACACUUUUACUUAAAUUUCAUGUUACUUAGGUGAUGCUUUCAUAAAUUCCUCAAAGAAUAAUAAUAGUUCCAGCUUCUCAAUUAAAAACUAAUUAGCAAUUAUUUAAGAAAACAAGCAGGUUCAGAGUGAAAAUGGUUGCUAUUUGCAGACGGUGUUGGUCAUAAAGGCAGCCUAAACCAGCAAAGCCUCAAAAGUAAUAAAUGAACUUGAAAUUAAAAGGUCUUUUAGCGUUUUUAUGUUAGUUUCACUGUACAGCACUUUGUAACACUGGUUUGAAAACGUUGGUAUAUACAUAAAUUUUAAUAACUUUGACUAUAAACAAAAUGUGCGCCUGGAAACAAAUCAUAUUCUAGCAAGUAGUGGAUUACUCAUCUGUUGUGUUUAACGUUUCUGAAGCAUAGAUGUGCAACAGUUCUGCAUGAGCUUUUUAAAUGCAAGGACGAGUAAGUCAAUUUUGCUGUCAGAUAUUAUACUAAUGUACAAAAGAAAAAGACAAAAAAAAAACAAAACUUUGACACGGCUUUCUUAUUGGAAGGCAUCUUUUUUUUUUAUCCGACCUGCUGACUCUUCCGUUUUUUUCAGAAGAGUGUGGCAUUCAGCCUUUUGCAUUAUACGACAUGAAAGAGGGAAAAAUGAGGAAAGAGACGGUGAAAACAACAAAACAAUAAGGAAAUCUACAAGCAGGGAUAAUGUAGUAUAUGUGCAUAGGAUUUGACUGCCUUACAGUCUGUGCCACAGAGCCCAAAAUAUCAAUGCCAAUACAUAAAAAAAACCUGUAAACUUUGUAAAAUAAAUGUCCUUUUUUUUGUAGUCAGGUGAUGAAUUAAUAAGCAGUGUGUUGGUUAACUCUGUACGUUAGUCAGAAUCAUUUACAUUACAAAUUUCAUGGUUGAUAUAAUUUAUCUUAACCUCUUGCCUUUAAAAAGACAUUUUCUUUCAAGAUAAAUAUCAAUGAUACAAAGUUAAAUGUUUAUGUUACCAGAAAUGUAUAAAAUAGCUUAAUGUAUAUCUAUUCUUAUAUGUAAAAUGUAUUCAAAUCAAGGGUAGGCCUUCAGGCAUGUUGAAGUUGUGGUUAAAAAAAACUGAUUCCUAUAGUAUUCUAACUCUUAAUGCUGCAAUCCAGAAACUACAGUGCUAUGGAGUGACUGCGUUCAUGGGAUGAGAGCUGAUUAAGUUCCCAGAAUAGCACAUUUCUGUUCCAGAUGAAAUAAUAUGACGAAUAUCUCUCUAAUAGCUCGCCUAUGUUGUGUAACCAAAAUAGCAGUGGUGCUUUCAACAAUGCUGGAUUGCAGUUUUAAGUCUUUUUAUUUAUUUUUUUUUGGAAACAUGCAUUUAUUUAUUUGGCCUGCAUUGCAAUACAGUAUUUUGAAAUGUUAUACCUGCACUUCGGUUUUUAUUUUACGAGAAGCUGCAAUCCAUAAUCUCUAUGAAAAAUGUUUUUAAAGACAUAAAAUAUAUAAUAUACCCAUGUGUUAUUGAACCUUUCUCUGUAUUAGCUGCAGUGGUACAGUGUGCUACCUCUGAAGUCACGCCCUUAUCACCCUUUUCUGUUGGAAUUAUCGGCUUUAUGCCAUGACCUGAGAGGAUGCUUUCUUACUUUUUAUUUAAGAGACAAUACUAACAAACGAGUUAGAAUUCUGCUUCAAACCAGACAGGAGAGUCAGGUAGAACUUUUGGUUGCUUGUUUAUUGCUAUUUUUUGGAUUUCCUGUGCACAGCGUUUGCAACCAUAGGGCCAAUUCUAAAGUUUGUCCUGUUUAAUAUUGUAUUUAAGUGCCGUUACCAUCACAGUCACUCGCUUUUAUUUAUGGGAUGGUUGUGUUCCAGGUAUUCGUCAGACUCUCAGGUGUUACAAGGAACACAGAGAUAACUUUUAAUAUCUUUAAAGCCAAAUGCAUAAAAAAUUGAAAACACAAAUGUUUUUGGCGAAUGAGCAUUAAAGCUAAAUGCUAAAUGCAACUGCUCUGUUUUUAUUUUGGUCGGCUCUUGGCCCUCAUCUCAUCCGUUUAUGGUUUCAUUUACACCUUCUCUUUUUUAUUAGUCGCUAUAUAACCUGAAUUUUCUGUUUUUUGGUCCAAAUGAAAAAUGUGACAAAUGUCCCACUGUAGUACAACUUGAUGAGUAAUAUUAUAGAAGAUAUUAUGAAAGAAGAGCUCUAUGUUUACAGAAUUAUCACAUUUUAAGACAAUGUAUGAACCUUUGUUGACCCAAGGGGGAAAAACUGCCGCUUUGCUGCAGCUAAAGCAGGACCUAAUAAAUGAAGUGAUAUAUAUCUUGUAUAUUAUAAAUAAGGGUAUUUAACAUCAAUCGACAUAUUUAUGUUUCUAAAAUAGAUGUAUAGCAUUUUGGAAUGAAACUAAAUAUUUUUCUUGGCAGCUAUUAUUCUGCACAAUUGACCUACUGUGUCACAAAUAUAUAUAGUUGGUGGGAUUUCUGACUUGAAUUAGGCCUACUGGAUGUAAUAACUUAAUUUACUUGAUAUUUCUUUUGAAAUAAGCCAUGCCCCAUUGAUAAGCCAUACCCUCCAGUCCCCUGAUGUUGUAUGGUGGAUGUUUAAUGUUGGUAGUUUUAUUUAUAAUGGUAGUUAUUGUAGGUAUGAUUGCGCUUGUAAUUAUUAUUAUUAGUGUAAGUAUACUUGAUUGAUAUGAUUUGUUUUGUUUGAACAAAGGGAAUGUAUUCAUUUUUCAGGUGAUUUUUCUGAGUGAUUUAAAUAAAUUAAUAAAUCUCUAA
This is a messenger RNA of Amphiprion ocellaris (clown anemonefish), 5785 nucleotides long. RefSeq names its product ras/Rap GTPase-activating protein SynGAP-like. The transcript is spliced from 7 exons. Lineage: Eukaryota; Metazoa; Chordata; Actinopteri; Pomacentridae. The record is from RefSeq and is a predicted model, not a curated record. The coding region runs from base 16 to 1842 and encodes 608 amino acids.